AUGAACAUUGCAAUUUAUACAAAUUUAUUUAAAUAUAUUAAUAUAUUACGCAUACUCGUAGUAAUGAUUAUUUGAGAAAUUUCAUUGAUAAAUUUCAAGUAUGUCGCAAUUGAACUAUCUCCAUUACAAUCAGUAUACUACAAUAGUAUUAUAUCUAUAACAAUUUUAUAGUAUAACUUAAAAAUAUCAUUCUUCGAUAAUUAUACUAUAUCAAUAAGGUUUAUUUUCUUUUAGAAUAUACCACAUGGAAGCAUAUAAAUCUUUUUUACUAGAUUUUUUGGCAGGUGGUAUAUCUGCAGCAGUUGCAAAAACUUCAGUAGCACCUAUAGAACGUGUGAAAUUAAUACUUCAAGUGCAACAUACAUCAAAACAAAUACCAGCUGAUAAACGAUAUAAAGGAAUGCUAGAUGUGUUUAUACGUGUACCAAAAGAAACUGGUAUUCUUAGUUUGUGGAGAGGUAAUCUAGCAAAUGUUAUACGAUAUUUUCCAACUCAAGCUUUAAAUUUUGCCUUUAAAGACAAAUAUAAAGCUUUAUUUCUCGGAGGUGUUCCAAAAGAAGCAUUUUGGAGAACCUUUAUAGGAAAUUUAGCUUCUGGUGGUGCUGCUGGUGCAACAUCAUUGUUAUUUGUAUAUCCACUUGAUUUUGCUCGUACUAGAUUAGCUGCAGAUGUUGGAAAAGGUGCUCAAAGAGAAUUUAGUGGAAUGAAAGAUUGUUUAUUAAAAAUUUUUAAAUCGGAUGGCUUGUUUGGUUUAUAUAGAGGAUUCAGUGUGAGUGUCCAAGGAAUUAUUAUAUAUCGUGCGGCGUAUUUUGGACUUUAUGACACAGCUCAAAUUUUUUUUAAAGAUCCAAAAGCUACUCCAAUAUAUGUUAACUUCAUGAUUGCUGAAACUGUAACAGCUUUGUCAGGACUUUUAUCAUAUCCUUUAGAUACAGUCAGAAGAAGAAUGAUGAUGCAGUCAGGACUCAGUAAAGAAGAAGUGAUGUACAAAAAUACUUUGGAUUGUUGGAAGAAAAUAUUAAUUAAUGAAGGACCAUCAGCUUUCUUCAAGGGAGCAUUUUCAAAUAUUCUUCGAGGGACAGGUGCUGCUCUUGUUUUAACAAUGUAUGCUCCUAUUAAAAAUAAAAUUUCAAAUAUAAUAUUUAAAGAUUCAACAUAGCAAUUUAUUUUGUAUAUUUAUAAAUUCAAUAAAAAUAUUAUGUGUUA
Messenger RNA from Vespa mandarinia (Asian giant hornet), 1206 nucleotides. RefSeq names its product ADP/ATP translocase-like. The record is from RefSeq and is a predicted model, not a curated record. Gene Ontology annotation, biological process: negative regulation of mitochondrial outer membrane permeabilization involved in apoptotic signaling pathway; mitochondrial ATP transmembrane transport; mitochondrial ADP transmembrane transport. Lineage: Eukaryota; Metazoa; Arthropoda; Insecta; Hymenoptera; Vespidae. Gene Ontology annotation, cellular component: mitochondrial inner membrane. Gene Ontology annotation, molecular function: ATP:ADP antiporter activity.